This is a messenger RNA of Punctularia strigosozonata HHB-11173 SS5, 628 nucleotides long. Its product is annotated as cerato-platanin-like protein. The coding region runs from base 42 to 464 and encodes 140 amino acids. The transcript has 2 exons. NCBI's taxonomy places the organism in Eukaryota, Fungi, Basidiomycota, Agaricomycetes, Corticiales, Punctulariaceae. The record is from RefSeq and is a predicted model, not a curated record.
CGACUCUCAGCAACCCUUGCACCGUCGCUCCGAGCCACAUCAUGAAGUACGCCGCCGUCCUCAGCUCCCUGUUGUCCGGCGCACUGGCCGUUCAACUCUCCUUCGACCCCGUCUACGACAACAAGAACGGGUCCAUGGACACCGUCGAGUGCUCCACCGGCUCCAACGGCCUCAUCACCCGCUUCGGCUUCAAAACGUUCGGCGACCUCCCGUCGUUCCCCAACAUCGGCGGCGCGCAAGCCGUCGAGGGGUUCAACUCCGCGGCCUGCGGCAGCUGCUUCAACCUCACGUUCGCGCAGACGGGGAAGACUAUCACGGUGCUCGCGAUCGACCACGCGGAUUCCGGGUUCAACGUCGGCCAGGUGGCGAUGGACGACUUGACGAACGGGCAAGCGGUGCAGCUAGGCAUAGUACAAGUGAAUGCGACGCAGGUGCCCGGUACUGCGUGCGGCCUCCCUGCAUGAUGACCCGACGAACAUCACACAUAUUCACGUUUAGGAUGGCUGGUGAAGAGGACCCUGAAGCUUGCAUCUGUUGUAUUCACGAGAAAGGAUUUCAGCUGCAUGUGUCAUGCAAUGCCAUGAAGAUCACAUUCUGCGUCUCAUUCAUGGGGGUAUAUCAACGUCCC